GCAGCCGCACGCCCAACCCGCGGCCCGGGAGGUGGUUGGGGAGUGAAUCUUCUGGAAGGCGACCUUAAAGGCGCCGGGCCGAGCGAAGGGCGUUGCAGUGCGGCCGUCGCCGGGGCCGGGAAGGGGCGCGUUGGUGGCAGGAGGCGGGCUGCGCGGCGGUCGUGGCGGAACUCGCUGGUGACCCUCGCAGGAUGAACCACAAGAGCAAGAAGCGGAUCCGCGAGGCCAAGCGGAGUGCACGCCCGGAGCUGAAGGACUCGCUGGACUGGACCCGGCACAAUUACUACGAGAGCUUCUCGCUGAGCCCGGCGGCCGUGGCGGAUAACGUGGAGAGGGCGGACGCCCUACAGCUCUCGGUGGAAGACUUUGUGGAGCGAUACGAAAGGCCUUACAAGCCCGUGGUUCUGCUGAACGCCCAGGAGGGCUGGUCAGCGCAGGAGAAAUGGACUCUGGAGCGCCUGAAGAGGAAGUACCGCAACCAGAAGUUCAAGUGCGGGGAGGACAAUGACGGCUACUCGGUGAAGAUGAAGAUGAAGUACUACAUCGAGUAUAUGGAGAGCACGCGGGACGACAGCCCCCUGUACAUCUUCGACAGCAGCUAUGGCGAACAUCCCAAAAGAAGGAAACUUCUGGAAGACUACAAGGUGCCCAAGUUCUUCACCGAUGACCUUUUCCAGUACGCAGGGGAGAAGCGCAGGCCCCCUUACAGGUGGUUUGUGAUGGGGCCCCCACGCUCCGGAACCGGAAUUCACAUCGACCCUCUGGGAACCAGCGCCUGGAAUGCCUUGGUGCAGGGCCACAAGCGCUGGUGCCUGUUCCCCACCAGCACGCCCCGGGAGCUCAUCAAGGUGACCCGCGACGAAGGAGGGAACCAGCAGGAUGAAGCUAUCACCUGGUUUAAGAUCAUCUACCCCCGGACACAGCUGCCAACCUGGCCACCCGAAUUCAAGCCCCUGGAAAUCUUGCAAAAGCCGGGAGAGACUGUCUUUGUGCCAGGAGGCUGGUGGCACGUUGUCCUCAAUCUUGACACCACCAUUGCCAUCACCCAGAAUUUUGCCAGCAGCACCAACUUCCCUGUUGUAUGGCACAAGACGACACAGCACGGGCAGCGGCAGUGCCAGCCACCCCCAGCCACCCCGUGCCACUGUGUCCCAACCCUGACCUGGAGGGACCAGCUCUCGGGGCACCUGCCGUUGGCCGGCGCCUCUCAGCCAGGUCUGGGCCGCAGCCUGGGAGCUGGCCUGUGGCUGUCCGUGCCUGUCCCGCCACUGAGAACGCACUUCCUGUCUCCCAGGAUCCUGAAGCAGGAGCACCCCGAGCUGGCGGUCCUGGCUGACUCGGUUGACCUUCAGGAAUCCACAGGGAUCGCCUCCGACAGCUCCAGCGACUCCUCCAGCUCCUCCAGCUCCAGCUCGUCGGACUCGGACUCGGAGUGUGAGUCGGGGUCUGAAGGAGACGGGACGAUGCACCGCAGGAAGAAGCGGAGGACCUGCAGCAUGAUGGGGAAUGGGGACACCACCUCCCAGGACGACUGCGUGAGCAAGGAGCGCAGCUCCUCCAGGUGACCGGCCAGCUCACGCUGUCGGAGGACAUGCCGCGGCCAGGGCAGGGCCGGGCCGGGGGCAGCCUGUGGGCUCUGCACAUGGCGAGCCGAGAACGAGGAAGAGGAGGAGGAGGACGCUCCUGCGAUGAGUCCACUCAGCAUUUGCUACCGUAGCUCUUUCGUCUGCUGCCGAUGCAGAUUACCGUGGCUUGUUUUAGGCGUAAAGGCAAGAACCUAUGUGGAUGGUGCCAAGGAAACCCUGUACAUUAUUUAAUAAAAAUGAAAUGCAUUUUA
Messenger RNA from Myotis daubentonii (Daubenton's bat), 1837 nucleotides. RefSeq names its product jumonji domain containing 6, arginine demethylase and lysine hydroxylase (gene JMJD6). Gene Ontology annotation, molecular function: histone H4R3 demethylase activity; P-TEFb complex binding. Gene Ontology annotation, cellular component: cytoplasm; nucleus. Gene Ontology annotation, biological process: phagocytosis. NCBI's taxonomy places the organism in Eukaryota, Metazoa, Chordata, Mammalia, Chiroptera, Vespertilionidae. The record is from RefSeq and is a predicted model, not a curated record.